AAUUUACAAGAUGUCUUUCAAGGAUCCAUGUCCAAAGAGGUGGAUUAUGUCCAAUACUCAAUAUAUCUUCCACCAAAACAAGACAAGCAAAGCAACUUGAAAAUGCUACGAGAAACAUGUGCUCUCAUUCAUUCCCAGCUUCAAAACUAUCUUGACGGUUACCUCUGGCAGAAAGAUCGAUUCAAUCUGUGCAUCGCUUAUGAUGAGAAAAAUGAUCCCUCGUACCCGUUUUUACACGGUGUCGCACGCUUUGGAGACUGUAUCAAUGACGAAUGGUUUAUUGUUUUUCUACUGCGGCAAAUAUCCGUUCAAUUACCAGAAGCAGUUAUUACAAUUGCUGAUAAUGACGGUGAUGUAUUAUUGAUAGAGGCUGCGAUGGAAUUGCCUUCAUGGUUGGACCCAACAAACAGUCAAAACAGAGUAUAUGUACACAAGGGAAAGGUGCAUAUCAUUCCUCUUCCAACAACUCCUGCAGAAAUAAUGCAGAUACCAAGCGUAGGGAAGUUAGGACGCACCCAAGCCAUCACAAUUGUACGCCAGUCUCUCGUGCCCACUGAAGCCAGUUUUUCAGUUCAAGCUAUUAUUCAGGAAAGAAUUAAGGGUUACCCAAGAGCAGCCAAAGAAGAGAUUCACCGAGCACGCUGUAUUCUUCCCAAACAAGCCGCAUUUGUUCUCCUCAAAUCCCCUGAGUUACUUCCUUUAGCCAUCGAAGCAUUUUACUUACGUGAGCCGAUUUCUUUGAAAGCGUGUGCUAAAAUGAAUCAAUUUUCACCUAUUCACAACAAUGUUGAUUCUAUUGUAAAAUUCACAAAGACAACUUACGCUCAAACUGUCAGCCAAAAGUUUUACGCACCAAAACCAUUCCACCUUCCACCAAUAACAAAAAAGAAGGAAUUUAAUGCAGCCGAGCUAGGGAUGAAGGUAGCCUGUGGAUUAGAGAUGCUAUAUGCUGAUGAGCGAACAAAUCAAACAGAAGAACAGGAGAAAUAUCGCUUUGACCUUGAUCCUGCGUGGAAAGAAUUCGUUAGUAAUUUGGGCCGACUCGGUUAUUUCAGAGGGGAGAGAGAGGGAUCUCAUAUUUACCGCCAAUUAGAAGAACAAGCAAAAGAGCAAUUUUUGCAGAGUAAAAAAAAUAAUGUAAUUGCUAUGGAAGAUUUGGACAUCGAAGACAAUGAAACAUUCUCCGGUGGAUCUGUAUUGGGCCAAAUUAGCCCAAGAGCCUUGAUUGACAAAAUCUUGAAAGAAUAUUCAGAAGAUGCCCUGGUGGAGCUUUUGAAGACAGAAGAAACCGAGGAUAGUGAUGAGUGGAUGAAUGUGGAUCCUAAACAGUUAGAAGACCUGCUGGCUCAGAAAAUGGGAAAAAUGAAGGAAAAGAUGAUGGGUGAUAUUGAACAAGACCUUGAGGAAGACAAUGAGGAUGGAGAAGUUCCUGUUGAUUUAGAAAAGAUUAUGGCUCAAUUUGAGUCCUUUGUGGAAGGAAGUCGCAGUGGAGUAGAUGGUGUCGAAUUCCCUGGUGGAAAUGAUGGAUCCGAUGAAGAAAGCGAUGAUAGCGAUGAUGAAGGUGCUGAUAGAGCAAUAUCAUUUGAUACAGACCGGUUCAUGAACAUAUUAAAGGGUGUUUUAGAACUACCAGAGGAACUAAAGAAAGAUCCAGUGGACGUGGAUGGGAAUAUGGAAGAUACGGAAGAUAUGGAUGAAUUGAUGCGUGAGAUGGAUAAAGAAAUCAGUGGUCAUGAAAAAAUCAAUGCCUCUUUUGAAAAAAGCAAACAGGACAUCGAGGAAGACGAGGAUUCUCCGGUUGAUAUUCAGCUUAAUUUGGUUAAAAACGUAUUAGAAAGUUUCAAGAGUCAACAAGGUCUUCCUGGACCCGCAGGAAAUAUUCUACGACAGUUUGGUGUGGUGUUGCCUGCAGAUAAUGAAGAGGAUUCUUAAAUACUCUAUUGUGGUUAAGUAAAUAUAUUAAAUUUAAAGACGAUAAUUGUAUAAUUAAACAAAUAAGUUUGUACUAUUUCUUUAUAAAAGCUUAAAUAGCCUUUUUACACCGCUUUGCGGC
Molecule: messenger RNA, 2053 nt
Organism: Phycomyces blakesleeanus NRRL 1555(-)
Lineage: Eukaryota; Fungi; Mucoromycota; Mucoromycetes; Mucorales; Phycomycetaceae
Product: SGT1 transcription factor
Exons: 4
Coding region: 28-1932 (634 amino acids)
Cellular component (GO): nucleus
Source: RefSeq, a predicted model, not a curated record